AUGGCUGAUGAAAGGCUUCUCUGGGCUGCAUCGGAUGGAGAUAUUCAGAGUUUACAGGAACUGCUGACUGCCGGGGAGUGCGACGUCAAUGACCAGGACUGGAAAGGGUGGACACCACUUCACUGGGCUGCCUUGUACGGUCACACGCAAUGUGUCCAGCUUCUCCACCAACACGGGGCUGAUACCAAUAUACAGGAUAAGAAUGGGUGGACACCACUUCACCUGGCUGUCUGGUGCAGCCCCAAGCAAUGUGUCCAGCUUCUCCUCCAACACGGGGCUGAUACCAAUAUACAGUCUGAGAAUGGGUGGACACCACUUCACUGGGCUGCCUUCUGGGGCCACACGCAGUGUAUUCAGCUUCUCCUCCAACACGGGGCGGAUACCAGUAUACAGAAUAAGGAGAGAAAGACACCAAGAAUGAUGGCAGAGGACGAAGAACACGCUGCCGUAGUAGAGCUGUUGAGGCGAUUUGAAAUACCAGAUAUACAGGGGUAUGUACAGACCAGGACUUUGGAACACCUUGCUGAACUAUUAGAUCCUGCUGAAUAUACCAUCAUUAACCAGACCAACCUGAGCACAAACUUUCCUGACGUCUUUCAAUUCCAAAAGGUGCAGGAACUGAAAGACUGGGCCAACCAGAACAAUUGUACACAUAUUAGAGACCUAAAGGAUCGGCUACAGGAUUCAAACCUUCUGCGACUUUCCAGUAAGUAA
This is a messenger RNA of Lingula anatina, 714 nucleotides long. RefSeq lists its product as uncharacterized. Lineage: Eukaryota; Metazoa; Brachiopoda; Lingulata; Lingulida; Lingulidae. Gene Ontology annotation, biological process: signal transduction. Gene Ontology annotation, molecular function: protein binding. The record is from RefSeq and is a predicted model, not a curated record.